Molecule: messenger RNA, 570 nt
Organism: Darwinula stevensoni
Lineage: Eukaryota; Metazoa; Arthropoda; Ostracoda; Podocopida; Darwinulidae
Source: the annotation of a GenBank genome assembly
AUGGAGCCGCCGCUGCCCGAGGGACUGCCGAUCCUGGUGGUGGAGGAGCGGGGGGAGGUGGAGGUGCUGUGCAAGGCGCCCAAGGGUCACCCGCAGCCGAGGGUGUGGUGGGAGGAUCCGCAGGGGAGGGUGGUGCCGACGGGGGUCGUCGGGGGGGUGAGGGUCCAGGGGACGCAGCUCGUCGUGGAGCAGGCGAGGAAGGAGAUGGCGGGGAACUACACGUGCGUGGCGGAGAAUCUGGUGGGGAGUUCCAGGUUCGCGGUCCGGUUGUACGUGGAAGAGCCGCCGAGGUUCCUGGAGCGCGCGGUGGACACCGUGGUGGUCGACGAGGGAGGGAACAUCUUCCUCGAUUGCGGAUACGUCGGGCCGGGGUACCCCGUCAGGAGGGUGACGUGGCAGCUGAAUCAUCGUCCGAUCCACGAGGACGGGUGGCGGGUGCUGGUCCAGCAGCGGAACGCGAGCCUGGAGAUCCGGAACGUGGAGGUGCGGGACAAUGGGUCGUAUGCGUGCAUGGUGGCGACCAUCGGGUUUCCUCCCGUCGUUUCGGCUCCAGUGAAUCUCUUCGUGAAA